Messenger RNA from Balaenoptera musculus (blue whale), 4328 nucleotides. RefSeq names its product StAR related lipid transfer domain containing 7 (gene STARD7). Gene Ontology annotation, molecular function: lipid binding. The coding region runs from base 1447 to 2595 and encodes 382 amino acids. The record is from RefSeq and is a predicted model, not a curated record. The transcript has 8 exons. NCBI's taxonomy places the organism in Eukaryota, Metazoa, Chordata, Mammalia, Artiodactyla, Balaenopteridae.
AAUGCACUGCCUUGGAAUAAGCACAGGCUCUCACAUGAAGACUUCCUUUUACAGUAUUUUGUUCGUCUGUCAAUAAGGCUCUUAAUGUAAGUUUAAAAAAAUUAAGGAAACAAUUUCGUGUAAGGUCUUCCUAGUGGAUCUCCAGGCAUUCCAUUUUAAUGAGGUUGGGCACAGAAUAGUAAGUUAAUGCCCUUCAAGAUCAUUUGGCCAGGUUGUUCAUGGGUGGUGCAAAGUAGGUUUUGGGAAACCUGUUUACCUUCUCAAGCUGCCACCUUUGGGUCAAAGAGAGAAGGACAGCUACUACACGACCAGGGGCAUCUGCCCCAAGCAACUCCAUUCUGCUGUCCCUUUAACCAAAGGGCUACCGCAUUUCCAGACUGCGACGGGUCACCUGCCCACGUAGCUCCCUGGAAAGUGUCCUGGGCUCUAAGGAUGCCACACCGGCCCACUCUCGCGUCGAGGCUUCACAGGGACAGGACGAGUGCUCAGGCUCCGAGCCUCGGAGGUGGUCUCGGCGCGCCGGGCGCUUGCGGGAGAGCCAGGUGGAGGCCGAGGAAGGUUUUGAGGGCAGCGGCCGCCAGGCCUCGGCAGGGUCUCCACUCACCAAAGGCGUCUACACCGUCCCGCCCCCGACUCCCCUAACUGGACACUCCCAGCGUCCCGCAGAUGCAGUGCCGAGACCCCAUCCCACCCUAGUCUCAAAUCAGUGAACCAGACGACGGUCGCAGGCCUCUCAGAACAACUGAGCGAGCACCGCGCAGAGGUCUAACAGGCACCUGGCCGUGCCCCCUCACAGGGCGGGGUCGGGGGGCCGGAAGAUGGCGGCGUCGGCUAGGUCCACCGUCCAAUCUCCCAGGCGCCCUUGACUAGCUCUGGCCGCCGCGCCACCUACCUUGCUAGCUAGAGGUCCCGGCGCGCCGCGCGAAGGGGCGGUGACGGGCACUUGGCACCGCCAAUCAGCACCGGGAGUCCGGGCCGCGCCCAAUCAGGGCCGGGCGGCAGAGACCGGAGUAGGUUGCAAGCUGGCAGCGCAUGUGGUGGACGCGGAACGCUGGGGACUUCGCCGCCAGCCUCGCCGCUUCCCGCGCGCUCUGUACCAAGGCCCCUGGCGCCGGCCUGAGGACGCCGAGGAGGCAGGGGGCCGACAGGGCUGUCCGGCCGGAACCGCGGAGCACCUCCUGCAGCGGUCGCGGGCCCGCCCCCCGCGGCCGGUGCCAUGUCCGACUCUCUUCCCUAAAGGAGACUUCCUCAGCGGUUGCUGCCGAGAGAUGAAGGACCUGUUGGAGCGUCAGACGACUUCGGGGCCGGCCAACUAGGGGGGCUCGGCAGGAGGUCGCCUGCGCCCUCCCGGGCUCGUUCCUUUCGCCCCUUGAGCGAGGCCUCGCUCGCCUCCGGGCACGCGGCGGGUGCAGAGAGCACCUGGGCCCGGCGGGGCGUGCGGGCAGCAUGUUCCCCCGGAGGCCGCCGUUUGGCCUGGCCGCCUGGCUGCUGGUGGGCGCGGCGGCGACCGGGCGCGCGGGGGCGCGGGGCGGGGGCCUCCUCGCCCUGCUGGCCAAUCAGUGCCGCUUCGUGACGGGCCUGCGCGUGCGGCGGGCGCAGCAGAUCGCGCAGCUCUACGGCCGCCUCUACUCGGAGAGCUCGCGCCGCAUCCUCCUUGGUCGCCUCUGGCGCCGGCUGCGCGGACGCCCGGGCCAUGCCUCUGCCUUGAUGGCGGCGCUCGCCGGCGUGUUCGCGUGGGACGAGGAGAGGAUCCAGGAGGAGGAGUUGCAGAGAUCCAUCGAUGAGAUGAAACGGUUGGAGGAAAUGUCAAGUAUGUUUCGGAGCUCUGGAGUUGACCACCACCCUCCAGAACCAAAAUCCCAAACAGAAAGAGAUGAAGAUUCAGGAGGCAAAGACCAACCGUGGGAAAUGGUGAUGGAUAAGAAACACUUCAAGCUGUGGCGGCGCCCCAUUACAGGCACCCCCCUUUACCAGUACAGAGUUUUUGGAACCUACACAGAUGUGACACCUCGGCAGUUCUUCAAUGUUCAGCUGGAUACAGAGUAUAGAAAAAAGUGGGACGCCCUGGUGAUCAAGCUGGAAGUGAUCGAGAGGGAUGUGGUUAGUGGUUCUGAGGUUCUUCACUGGGUAACCCAUUUUCCUUAUCCAAUGUACUCACGGGAUUAUGUUUAUGUUCGGCGGUAUAGUGUGGAUGAGGAAAACAACGUGAUGGUGUUGGUGUCACGGGCCGUGGAGCACCCUAGUGUGCCGGAGUCUCCGGAAUUUGUAAGGGUCAGAUCCUAUGAAUCCCAAAUGGUUAUCCGUCCCCACAGGUCAUUUGAUGAGAAUGGCUUUGACUACUUGCUGACGUACAGUGACAAUCCCCAGACAGUGUUUCCUCGUUACUGCGUUAGUUGGAUGGUUUCCAGUGGCAUGCCAGAUUUCCUGGAGAAGCUGCACAUGGCCACUCUGAAAGCCAAGAACAUGGAGAUCAAAGUAAAGGACUAUAUCUCGUCUAAGCCUCUGGAAGUGGGUAGUGAAGCCAAGGCCACCACCCCAUCUUCUGAGCGGAAGAGCGAGGGUAGCUGUGGCCCUGCCCGGAUUGAGUACGCCUGAAGGACUUUCAGAUAAGCAGGGACAGGCUGCUUCUAGCCUUGUCUCCGUGUCUUAUCACUCACUCUGUUGCAGAACAAACAGGACGUGUAUUUGAAGGCGUCUGCUGUAACCACCAGUGCAAGAUAAUUCAAUACUGGUGUCCGGUCUUGUUCAGAGCCCUACUGCUCUUUAUUAAAACAGAAGAAGGAGGCAUCCGAGGGGGCAUCGUCAUGUUCUCAGGCCAAGCAUUUGGAAAUUUGGUGUUUCGCUGAGCUAAUCUGGAACAAGCCUCUCACCUCAGGCCAGAGGGGACAACAUCUUUUGCUUCCUCUGCGUGGUUUCCUCUGCCCACAUUCCAUUCUCAGCCUCGGUUCUGCAGCACUCUGGGUUUCCUUCGGUUCUGAAGGUCCAGCUGGACCACCGGGACGGUUGCGUCUUCAGUGAGGGAUCGUGGGGAGUGCCCUUGGUCACGGUCCUGGUGUUGAGUGGGUGUGAACUGUUGCUUGGCAGUGUAAGUGCCUUGUCCUCACCUUCUCCUGUCCUUAGGGACAUAAAGUUUGUACCAAGAAAUAUCACUCUUGGCCUCCCAUUCACACCCCAUUGACUCCCUCUACCCAGAGCAGUUUCCUUUGAGUUGACCAGUUCUUCUGUAUUCGUGUGCUGUAUUCAUCUGGGUCGUUGCCUCCUCCCGCAGGCCGUUUACCAAGAACACUGGGAGACGGUGGCUCUCUGUAUCAUCAGUGUUUUUGAUGGGGUCAGUGGAGAUGCUCGACACAUUACACUUUAGCUCUGUUUUUUUUUUUUUUAACCUUUGUUAAACAGUGGGAAUUGGGGAGUUGAAUAGGAUUUUUCCAUAGUCUGACUGUAUAGAAAACACCAUUUUGAUUGAGGUGCUGUUUUUCACACUUCAGGUUUGACUGGAUGCUGAGCACUUGCCCAUCCUGGAAGGCUAAAGACAGACGAGUGGGGAUUGGGCGCCUCCCUUGCAGCUCUCAGAGCUGUAGACGAGCUGUGUGAACAGAUAAAUGGAACCUUGUCCCAAGUGCUAAUGUAAAGGGGGAUGUGGUUUAUGUGACCCUCUUGUCCCUCUGAAAAGCUUUUCCUCCUCUUCCAAGCUAAAAUAAGAGCAGACUACGUUGUUCAGAUAAAGUCACAACCAGAUGGGGUCCAUUUGGCCUGGCUGAGUUGGCUUAUGGUCGUGCUGCAUUCUGACUGGAGAAGCGGGAACAGCUUUCAAAUCCUCCUCCCUCCCCUUGUUUCUUAGAAUUUGAAUGACCAGAUUGCUCCCUACCCCAACUCUACCCUUUUGUGUUGUUGAAAGGGGAGCUAAACCUGAGACGAACUUCAAGCCCCUCGACCUUUCUGUUGCCUAAGUACUGUGCCAAGGAAAUGCCUGCCCCGGUGUUUCAAGUCUUGCGUUCUCUGCGUCAUUGGCAGAGCAGGGAGAUGCAUCAGGCAGUCCCAGCUUCUUUUCGUUGAUCGUGUCUCUCUCCUCAUCCCCAGGACCUGACAGGCCAGGAAGAGGCCCUCGGUUAUGUUGGAAGUUAGCGCCUGUGAUUGUUGGGACGUGGGUGGUGUGGGCGAGUGGCGUGAGUGCACAUGUGAUAAGGGGCUGGGCGUUGCCCAUAUGCUUUGUGGCAAUUUGACUCUGCACUUGGGGUUGGUCUAUACAGUUACUUAUGUCAUUGUAAUGAUUUCACUCCUGUGACAUUUUUAUCAAAUGUGUGAAUAAAUACAUAAAGAUUGGUAUGAAA